This is a messenger RNA of Cataglyphis hispanica, 918 nucleotides long. Its product is annotated as c-Myc-binding protein. Gene Ontology annotation, biological process: regulation of DNA-templated transcription. Gene Ontology annotation, cellular component: nucleus. The record is from RefSeq and is a predicted model, not a curated record. The transcript is spliced from 3 exons. The coding region runs from base 283 to 558 and encodes 91 amino acids. Gene Ontology annotation, molecular function: transcription coactivator activity. NCBI's taxonomy places the organism in Eukaryota, Metazoa, Arthropoda, Insecta, Hymenoptera, Formicidae.
UCGCUUUUUGAGAACCAAAUAAUCAACGGUCGUUUUUCUAAAGCGUUCGCCAAGAAUCAUCGUGAAGUUUCCCGCGAAUAUAAACCACUAUAAAUCACUAUCUAUAUAGAAAGCUUUGGUUGCAAUCCGUUGGGACGUGAUAAGAGACAAGCGCUAUUUUGACUCGACUCGACUCGAUUAUUACGCUUUCGUUCAUCGAGGGGAAGCUGUUCUCUCGACACAUACUUUGAAGAUCGUUUCUUUCAGAAAUUCGAAGGAGAAAAGCCGAAAAAUUAUAUCAAGAUGUCAGUCACUGCCAAACGAGAAGAGUUUCGCGUCUAUCUAGAGAGGUGUGGUGUCAUGGAUGCCCUUACAAAGAUUCUUGUGUCACUUUACGAGGAAACUGAAAAGCCACCUGAUGCUUUGGAAUAUAUACGUAAAAAUCUUGGAGGUAUUGUAGAUAAUUCUUCGGAAAUUGACAACUUGAAGAAAGAAUUAGAAGAGUCCAAAGCCACAAUUGCUGAAUUGAAAUCAAAACUAAUGAAAUACGAACAGAGUAAAGACGACAUGACAGAGUAAUUAAGAUGGAAAAAUAUAUGUUCAACCAGAGUUCAUGCUAGUCCCCUUUGGACACUGACUUUUUUAAAGUCAGUCUGACUACUAUAUAUGUGCCUUAUUAUUACUAUAAAUAACACAUUUAAGAAAAUUAGAAUAUAAGCUAAAUUACUAAGUUUUGUAUAAACAUUCCAUUAUGCACAUGUUCAUUUAGUCAUUCUUAAAUAAGAAUGGAAACUUAGUUCUUAAUUUUCACACAUUGUUUCGUCUCUAAAAACAAAUUUAUCGUGUGAAGGUACUUGUUGAAGUUACAUACAUACUUAAUAUGUUGUUUAUACAGAAUAGAUCUCAAAGUACAAAUAAAUAUUUCUUUUACGUUUAUUA